Messenger RNA from Symbiodinium necroappetens, 771 nucleotides. The record is from the annotation of a GenBank genome assembly. Lineage: Eukaryota; Dinophyceae; Suessiales; Symbiodiniaceae.
AUGGUUGCCCCCACUGCAGAAGCCUGGAAAUCCAUCGGCAUCUGCACCUACCGACGUGCGCAUUUUGAGCCAUCCGUCGCACGCAGAGAUAGAAAGCUCCAUGAGGCAUCAAAAUACCUCCAAGAGGCCAACAUGUUGGACAGGGAGCGAUCAGACAUCCUGGCGUGGUUGACGAUUUGUGCAGUUGAGCUCGGUCACACCCAGAUCGCGAAACAGGGAUUCCGUCAGCUAAUGCAAUUUGACGACCGAUUGGACCAAUCAGUCGCGUUGGAACUUGCAGAGAUCUUGCUGCGCUUCAGCAACGAGCAGAAAGCUCCUGAGUGGGGUGGCGAGCGUGGACGGUUGGUACAGGAUGGACGGUAUGCCAAGGAAGCCGCAAUGAUAGCUAAGAUGAUUCUCGGACGUGCGGAGAUUGGUCAAGCUCGACAAAUCUUGUCUUGGUCUCUUGCUCUCGACGGAGAGCAUGCGGCAGCCGCCGGGGAGUUCUGCGCGGCUAUGCCUUUGCUGGUGGUCCAGGAUCCUGGCUCAUUGGAUCAGGCGGCUGAAAUGGCUAGGCACUGUGCUUCCAUGGUUCCAGGGGAUCCGCAGCUGGUGGCAAUGGUGGAAGAGGCCAUCUCAGCAGCCAUUGAACAACAAGCGGCUCAUGGUGAUGCGGCAAGCAGCGCCUUCGAGGGUGUCAGUGAAGAUGGACAGGCUCCACAGCUGGAGUCCGAGAAAACGCCCGCGGCUGAGGAACCGCCAGAUGCCGAGCCGCCAGAGAAUGCCAGCUGA